This is a messenger RNA of Trypanosoma theileri, 1239 nucleotides long. Its product is annotated as surface protease GP63. The annotation marks the transcript as partial. The record is from RefSeq and is a predicted model, not a curated record. Gene Ontology annotation, molecular function: metalloendopeptidase activity. Gene Ontology annotation, biological process: cell adhesion; proteolysis. NCBI's taxonomy places the organism in Eukaryota, Euglenozoa, Kinetoplastea, Trypanosomatida, Trypanosomatidae. Gene Ontology annotation, cellular component: membrane; cytoplasm. The transcript has a single exon.
AUGCGUCGUCUGUUGUGCACUGCGCUGCUCUUGCUGUGUUGUGCCUACGGGUGCAUUGCAGCUGUUGUGCAGCCGCUACCAAAGAGAGGACAGGGUCCCUGGGAUACGUACACCGUCUCUGUUGCCGAUACUGAUGAUGAUGAUGAUCCCACUGAGAAGGUUAAAGAGAAUUGGCAACCCAUUCGCAUUGCUGUUUCCCCAAAGGGUGUCUCUGAUGCAGUUCACUACUGUCGCAGCAGAAAGCUUGGUGCACGUUGGGGCUACCCGCGAAAGACAAAUUUCGACCAGGCUCUGUGUCAUCCAACCGAGGGAAUGACUCUAGAGAGGGCUAAUCUCUUCGUCAAUAAGAUUCUCCGUGCUGCUAUCAGGCUACAUGCUGAACGUCUCAAGGUCAAGCGUGAGAGUGGUAAAUUAAUAAUUACAGGAGACACUGUUCUUUUUUUUGGCAAACUGUGCCCAGAAGUUAAAAUCCCCUCAGAACACGAAAAAGAAGGUGUUGCCAAUGCUGAUUUUGUGCUGUACGCGGGUGUUUCGAUCUAUAAACCCGAUACAGUGGUUUGCUCUUACAAUCUCCAGAAACGCCCGAUUGCUGCCAGUAUGAAUAUCAGACCGAAAGACAUCGCUGAUACGAGACAUUUCACUCGCAUUGUUGCACACGAACUUGGACAUGGGCUUGGAUUUGACAACAUGGCGUUAAACAAAGUGUCUGCUCUGGUAUCAGUCGUUCGAAACGACGUUCAUUAUGAGCUCAGGCACGCUUUAAUAAAGGAGAAGGUUUCUGAGCACUAUGGUUGCCCUGCUGCUACUGGCAUGAGGCUGGAAAAAGAUAAAGGAAACCAGGUAAUCAGGCACUUUGAUCGGCGUAUUGCGAAGGAUGAGCUGAUGAGUCCAUACAGCGGCAGCAGCAAUGGAAUGUUCUACACCGCACUGACACUUGCUGUAUUUGAGUCUACAGGGCACUACAAGGCAAAUUUCGCCAAGGCUGAAAAUAUGAGUUGGGGACGGAAUGCCGGCUGUGUUUUCCUCAAGAAGAAGUGCCGAGACGACAGUCUGUCUAACUACGGCGAUAUGUUCUGCGAUAUUGACUCGGCGGGACCGCUGCAGUGCACAUCGGAUCGCUUUGCUCUUGGAAAAUGCAGUCAAACGUGGAAAUCGGAUGCUCUCAGUUGGCAGAAAUGUAUGUCCCGCUACGCUGAGAACGAAAUGGCAGAGCUGGAUGAUGUGUGUCCCAUUAUCAAA